CCAAAGCAACCCCCUUUUCUGCUGUGCUUGCCAUUUGCUACAUGCCUUCAUUUUUUGAUCGCAGCACACUGCGAUACUAAAGGCGACAGUGAUGGCAGGAAAAAUUGCUCUGCCACUUCAACACUUAAUUGCAUCAUUGGACAAAACUUGUCUGCCAAAAAUUCUACAGGUAAUCUCUGGAGUCUAUUUCCAAGGGUCCAUAUAUGAACUUUCGGGGAGUGAAGUAAGCUUUUCGACAGGGGAUCUUAUAAAGGUCAUUGAUAUGGAGCUCCAGUCAGUUUGCUGUGAAGACAUCAGCAACAAUGAGAAGUUUGAGCUCCCCGCCAACCACACAGGCUUGUUUAAGGUUGAUCCGGAGGAGAUGCCGUACAAUACGGUAGAGGAGAUGUUGAGCAUGAGGCCUGUUGGCCUGGAAUCCUGCCUUCCCUUCACUUUCAGCAGCCACUCCAAGAUGACCUUUGACAAUUUCACACUGGGGGCCGGGAGAGCUCUGACUGUGCUCUCCAUUGAGCGGCAUGAGGGGGAGGAGGAUCAGGUCCGCUGCCAUGUUCGAGGACAAGAUGAAGCCUUAUUCGAAGUGUGUGUCCCUCUUUCUUCUCGAGGAGAAUUCUACGAGUGUGAGAGCGAGGAGUGCUUCACUCUGCUGGAGAUCAUGUCCUCUGCCUGCCUGCGCAGUCGAAGUUUUCGCUUCAUCAACACCACCAAAUGUGAACAGCGAUUUGUCCUCAGUCCAAUAUACCAGGUCCAUGCCAUCAUGAACUUAAGGAAGAACGUGUUGACGUUCCCGUCCAGCUUAGAGGUGGAUGUGGUCGAUGUCACUGAGCUGUGUAAAGAUGUCAACUUUGUGACCCCACUCAGUCUGACAGAGGUCUUUUCCCAGCCAGAUGAAUCGUUCCCUUCAGUAGUGGAGAUACUGGAGGGCCCAGAGACCCACUCUCCGUUUAAGUGCAGCUGGCUACCAGAUAUUACCAAGAAUGAGCAACUGGUUUUCCACAAGAAAGGAACCUCAGCCUUGAUAUUACUAUCGAGCUUGAAGAGCCGGAAGCCACAGCAGUACUUUCUGGUAUCUCAGCAAUAUGGUGGACGAUUUCGGAGGCAGCCGAGAGAGUUUAGCUCGGUGUACGAGCUGUAUGCUGCUUCGAUCCAGGCCCCGGGUCUGAUGGUCGGUGUAACAAGGAACUGUGAGGAAGUUGAAGAGGAGGGCCUGCCUGCUCUCAGUGUGGGGGAACAGCUGGAGGUUGUGCGCUGGGACAGGAUGGAGCUGCCUUGUGGAAGCAGCGAGGGACAAGGGCAGUCUGUGGAGGGUCUUGUGUGUCAUCGUGUCCAGGAGCCAGAUGAUGAAGAUGAUGGUGAAGAUGGCGAUGAAGAAGAGGUCAGGCAGGAGGAGAAGAAAGAGGAGAUCUCUCUGCCUCUGUACAUGCAGGGUCACUUUGUGGAGGUACUCACUGACAACAAGAGGUACAGACUCAGGGACUUGGGUACGAAGUUCAGCUUGCCGCUGGAUGUUAAAGUGGCGAGUCGCGAUACAGAACUCAAGACUGAUCCACUGGUUGGGUUUGCAUGUCUCAGACUAGAGGGGGCUAUGUUAGAGCCUACCAUCCAGGCAAGCUUUCUGCACAGGCCAGACCACUGUUUUGAGAUCCCAACCCAGUGGCUCUCUAUGUCUGUCUGUAUUACCGAGGACCCCCUGCCAUGGCCCAGCGAUCAACCCCCUAAGUGCCAUGUGGAUAAGGUCAUUGAGGUGAAGGAGAGAUUCUUUCAUGAAUUUUGCAAACGGGGGAACUCAGAUGCAGCUCCUCCGCCUCGACCACCAAAGGGAAAUCUUUCUUUACACCCUCCAAAGGAAUCCUCAAAACCUCAAAAAAAAACAUCCAAUGCAAACAAAUCCAAACAACGAGCAGAUGAAAGUGUCACAACCAAAGAGUUUGCCGAUUUGACUCUAAAUAGCAAAAGAAGGCCCCCAGCUCCCCUACCACCAGUUAUCUUUGAUGAUCAGCCUCCACCACUUGCACCCCGAAAGCACUCGGCAGCCAAAACGACAACUGGCAAGGCUCUGCCCAACACUUAUGUGAAAAGGGCGGAAUCUACGAAGAAAGGCGAAGAUCUUCCAGAAGACGGUGUCAUACAAGUGCCACUGUGCGAGGUUGUAGCAGAUGUGGACAGCGACCACGAUUAUGAAACAGUGGAUGACACUUUUGUGACAAUGGUGAAGAACGCACAAGAGAAUGUCGGGUUUUUCUAAAAAUCGCACUUGGAAAAAACAUCGUACUAUAGUUUUUUAAGCUCUCCUGCCUUGAAUUGUUUUUUUUACUACCUGAGACUUUACAUUCAGACCAAGCACCCUGUCCAUUAAAUUCCAAAUGUUGCCUUGAAACUCAUUAGUCUUAAUGUAAUAUUGAAAAUAGUUUGGUUAUUUUUACAUCUCAGAGGUUGGAUUGUUCAGUUUAAUCUGUGAGACUCUUUUUGCAAGAUUUAAAACACCCCCGUGGAGUUUUUGGUGACUUGGCAACUUGUAGUUUUGUAUUUAACAUUGUGCAAUACUUAGUAGUUAUGUAGUUCAUUAUGUGACAAAACUUCAGCAACAACUUGGGAGUAAAACAGGUGAAUACAAGAAUACAUACAUGUAUUUUUAUAAGCUUCACAUAGGUUAUAAUGAGACAUCUUAUUUAACAUAUGUCAAACUAAUUUUGUGUAUAUAUGCAAACUGUAAUCACUAAGGGUUAACAACAGUCCUUGCUGGGAGGCAACUGUGGCAACAAAACGGAAGCUGCAGCUUCACAUGGUCAUCGAUUCUUUUGCCGCAAUAACUGAAGCUCUCAAUCCACAACCACACCAUUUUAAUGACUUUUGUUUUUUCAUUGAAAGGACUCCAUGCUGGAAGUAUUGCUUUUCAUUUGCAUACUAUGGACUGGACUCAUGUUACCAAAGAUAUGAAUGUAGGAUUUUAAACUUUGAUUGAGGAGUUAUGUGCAUUUUGUGUAUCAUCUUACAAGUAUAUUGUAGCUUGUCUGUAGGUGGCUUCAGUGUAUUGAGACUUGCAACCUGUUUGCUGUGUAGGUCAGUAUUUCUGCAUCAUGUAGACAAACAUCUAAAGUAAAAGAUGCAAGUCAGUUAGUUGGCUGAAUGUGUGAAAUUACAUGUAAAACGAUAAUAUCUAUUUGAAAUCUCAAUAAAGUUGCAAAAACUGCUUCUUCAAA
Messenger RNA from Scophthalmus maximus (turbot), 3197 nucleotides. RefSeq names its product thymocyte selection associated family member 2 (gene themis2). The record is from RefSeq and is a predicted model, not a curated record. Gene Ontology annotation, biological process: T cell receptor signaling pathway. Bases 92 to 2242 code for a protein of 716 amino acids. The transcript is spliced from 6 exons. Lineage: Eukaryota; Metazoa; Chordata; Actinopteri; Pleuronectiformes; Scophthalmidae.